AUGCUGAAGAGCGUCGACAGCGUUGAAGAGGCAGUUCAACUAUCAAAAGACCUCAUUCACGUUCUCGGCACUGCGGGACUCACUUUGAGAAAAUGGAGUUCAAACUCUCGAGAACUGCUGGAUCAAAUUCCUCCGUAUCUGCGCGACGAACGCUCUUCGUUGGACCUCGAGCUCUUAAACCCCACCGUUAAGACCCUUGGAAUCAAAUGGGAACCCCGAUCGGACAUUUUUCGGUUCACUGUGCCUCAGUGGAACCCUGCUACUGAGAUCACCAAGAGGAUCAUCCUGUCCGAUUUCGCGAAGCUCUUCGACCCGCUAGGCCUGGUUGGACCUAGUCUAGUUCCAGCCAAGGUUUUUCUCCAGGAUCUUUGGAGAACAAAGUGUUCCUGGAACGAAACUGUGCCAGACGAGCUUCAAAACUGGUGGAAAGAAUUUCGAGAAAGUUUGGAGAACCUGACCCAGCUUCGCGUUCCUCGUUGGGUUGCGUUUGGAAGCGACACAAUAUCUGCUGAACUUCAUAUGUUCUGUGAUGCGUCCAUGAAAGCGUAUGGUGCCUGCAUCUAUCUGCGGUGCACUUCGUUCGACGGCACUGUCACAGCAGCACUACUCACCGCGAAAUCUCGAGUGGCACCGCUCGAAGAUCUAGAGAAGAAGCGGAAACAGACCUCAAUUCCUCGUCUGGAGCUGUCGUCCGCACUCACCGGAGUUCAUCUAUUUGAGAAGGUCGUCCAAAGUAUCAAAAUCACUGCCCAACCGUACUUUUGGACGGACUCGAUGAUCGUUAAAUGCUGGAUCGCUGCUGCUCCGUCACGCUGGAACGUUUUCGUUGCAAAUAGAGUGUCCGAGAUACAGCACAUCACCCGUGGAGGCAUCUGGAACCAUAUCGCUGGGCUGGAAAACCCCGCGGACGUUUUGUCAAGAGGAAUGUCUCCAGAUCAACUGAAGGACUACGAGAUGUGGUGGCAAGGUCCACCGUGGCUGCACUUGGACAAGUCUUCCUGGCCGAAAACCGCGACAAUCAACCCGAAGGAUCUGGAUCCUUCGCUCCUUGAAGAACGAACGACGGUAGCGGCCCCAGCUCAAGUUGUCGAACCCAGCCCGAUUUUUGGUCUUCGAUCGUCGCUUCAAGACUUAGUUCGAAUCGUGUCCCUUCUACGAAGAUUCGUUCAUAACUGUAGGAACCCCGAUGGUCGGAAGACAGGCCUUAUCAAGCACGAAGAGCGGUCAGAGGCAUUACACCAGCUUCUACUCUUAGCGCAACAAGAAAGCUUCCCGGAGGAUUUGAUCGCGCUUCGCAGAAUCGGUGAAGUUAAAUCAACAUCGAAAUUAAGAAAGCUAGCUCCAAGCCUUGUGAACGGAAUGAUCCUGGUCGGCGGCCGGCUGCGGAACGCUAAUAUCUCGGCCGGACGGAAGCAUCCCGUCAUUCUGGACAACCAUCAUCCUCUAUCGAUUAUCAUCGCCGUUCACUACCAUCAGAAGAACCUGCACGCAGGACAGCAGCUCUUGAUCGCCAGCAUGCGGGAGAAGUACUGGCUAUUGUCUGCUCGCAACCUGGCUCGGAGAUCCUUACCCGCAGAACGUGUCACUCCGGCUCCACCAUUCAUGCGCGUAGGGGUGGACUACUGUGGUCCGUUCUAUAUCCAGUACCCCUAUCGCAAGGGCGGUCCGAUAAAAUGUUUUGUUGCCGUUUUCGUGUGUCUCGCUGUAAAGGCGGUCCAUUUAGAGGUCGUGGGAGACCUCACAACUCAAGCGUUCAUCGCAGCACUGAAACGAUUCGUCUCCCGUCGAGGUCGGCCUGAAAUUCUCAUGUGCGACAAUGCAACGAACUUUGUCGGUGCCCGGCGUGAACUGGACGAGCUUCGGAAGCUGUUCAACAACCAAGACUUCGUGAAAGCUGUUACUGAGGAGACAUCCUGGGAGAACAUCAACUUCAAAUUCAUCCCGGCGAAGUCACCCAACUUCGGAGGCCUGUGGGAGGCCGCCGUGAAGUCGAUGAAGGAACACCUGAAGCGUACUCUAGGCAAUACAGUCCUCGUCUCAGACGAAAUGGCCACUCUGGUGGCACAGAUUGAAGCGUGUCUCAACUCGAGACCCCUCACACCACUAUCCAACGACGCAAACGACCUGGAAAUCCUAACUCCCGGUCACUUCCUGGUGGGCAGGCCGCUCACAGCAAUCCCAGAACCAUCUUUGCAAGACCUCAACGAAUCAAGGCUUUCGAAGUGGCAGCGUGUGCAGUAUUUUCUGCAACGAAUUUGGAAUCGUUGGUCAACACAGUACUUGUCGAACCUGCACACUCGUACAAAGUGGACCAAGCAGCGUAACAACCUUUUUGUCGGCACCAUGGUACUGCUGUGCGAGGACAACGUGCCGCCCCUCAAAUGGCGGCUGGGUCGGGUCACAGAGAUUCACCCAGGAAAGGACGGCAACAUUCGUGUCGUCAAAGCUCACACGAAGGACGGAGAUUUUCUACGAGCGAUAUCCAAAGUUUGUGUCCUACCAAUACGGGACAACGAGUCGACACCAGCGUCAGCUCACGAGGAGGAUUGA
Aedes albopictus (Asian tiger mosquito) is the source of this 2550-nucleotide messenger RNA. RefSeq lists its product as uncharacterized. The transcript has 2 exons. Lineage: Eukaryota; Metazoa; Arthropoda; Insecta; Diptera; Culicidae. Bases 1 to 2550 code for a protein of 849 amino acids. Gene Ontology annotation, molecular function: nucleic acid binding. The record is from RefSeq and is a predicted model, not a curated record. Gene Ontology annotation, biological process: DNA integration.